Molecule: messenger RNA, 5270 nt
Organism: Contarinia nasturtii (swede midge)
Lineage: Eukaryota; Metazoa; Arthropoda; Insecta; Diptera; Cecidomyiidae
Gene: MICAL-like
Product: general transcriptional corepressor trfA
Exons: 10
Coding region: 537-4436 (1299 amino acids)
Source: RefSeq, a predicted model, not a curated record
AAUCGAAAAUUAUCAAAGAUAAAUCAGCAACAAUCUCGAGCACUACUCCUCCUCCACAAAAGAAAUACUACGAGGAGUACUUUCGUUAAGCUGAUACCAAAAUGAGAAUAGAAAUAUAGACGAUAAGCACUGCGAUAUGAUUUCAUUUGUUUUAUCCCACUACAAAAUCGUUCUCAUAACGAUAGGAACUGUUUUUCUCCACUUUACCACUAAAAUUGAAAACUUCACCCAUCGAGUUAUUAUUUGCUUUCUUCGAUAAUGCCACACCAUAAAACUUUUGUUUAGUAUUAGUCUUAGGACGAAAAAAGUUUGGAUAUCAUGGGUCAAUAUAAACCAGAAAUAUUCUGCUAGAAGCCUCAUCAAGCAUACAUUUUGUGCAAAUCACGCAUACUAUUUGAGUACGUUUUAAGUAUAUCCUAAGUUAAGUAAUCGCAGCAAAAUCAAUCGAACAAAAUCUCAAAACAACAAUACAAAAACCGAACAAAGAGCCAACUCCCCGAAUAAUUGUAUCUCAUAAUUUUAAUCGAUAAAAACAGAUGGCACAUAUUGUGGGUGUUCCGAAACGUGAGCCUUGUAAGCACUGUGGCCUUCCAAUAUUUUUUGCAGAACGUUUAGCUAUUGAUGGGUCAUUUUAUCAUCGAAAAUGUUUGCGUUGCGCUCGUUGCUCCACUCAAUUGACAGUUGGAAGUUUUUAUGAAACGGAAUCGGGCGCUUAUGUUUGCGAAACGUGUCCGGAUGAAGAGAAGAAAAUGCAAAUCGGCAACAACAAUGGCGUUGAGCAUUUUUCGGAACUGUCACCACAAGUGGCAGAUGAGCAUCGACAAUCGUUCAGCGAAAAACUUGCCAUGUUCCAAUCGAAUGGCAAAGGUUUACUACAGAAAUCGCUUAGCGACGAAGAGAAAUCGAAAAGUUUGAAGCGUCUCACUGAACUUUAUUCGAAAAAUUGUACACAUGAUGCAAAUGAUAUCAAACAAACGAUAAAUGAAACUGACGAUGUACAAAUUGAUGAACAGAAUGAUGACGAUGGUGGUGGUGGUGGUGGCAGUGCUGCUGUUGCCGCUGAAUUAUCUACUUCUGAAAGUAGUGACGAAGAGGAUGAAAAACCACCAUCGUUACCAAAAACAUUACCACCUAGUCUCAAUCUGCCCACAAUUGAUGCUGCAAAGCCAAAACUACCACCGAUCCCGUCAAAAGCAAACGUUCUCAAUAAAUUAUAUGGAAAAAAUGUAAUGGAUAAAGUGCAUCAAGACAAUAUAAAAAUAGACGCGAGCACAUCCAAUCAAAAAUUGCCAACGCAAACAAUCACAGUACCAUCAAUAGACACAAAUGAACAAUCAUCAAAUAUCGAACAACAACAAAAUGACAACAACAGUGCGAAUAUUAAAGAAAAUCACAAGGAAACGCCCAGCAUUGGUGCAUCAGUUUCACAGAAUGAAGAAAAAGUGAACGGAAUUGAAAGUAACCUCAAUACAAAUAACAGUUUGCCAUUAGAUGCAUUAAACAGUUUAACUAAUGUUACCAAAGAAAAUGCUAAAUUCAUCGGGGCAAGCCAGCAUAAUAAUGCUAACGUGCAUCAUUUAGAAGAAAACAAAAGAGAUUCUAAUGGCAUUGACAAUGAUGACAACGACGACGACAAUAGACACGUUGAACAAGGUACAACCGAUACAAAAAAUCUUAACCAGUUAGAACCGAAUCUUUUUGCAAUGGAAAACGAACGCGAAAAUAUCGUCGAUGAAAAACAAGAACAGAAACAAGAACAAGUACAAACAGAGCAAAAAGAACAUGAACCACAAAGUCUAAGUAGCAAUGAAUGCAAUGAGAACAUCGAUGUUGAUACGAAUAACGAUAAUACAAACAAUCUUGAAAGUAUCACGAAUAUAAGAGCAAAGUCAAUAAGUGAUAAUGAUAGCCAGAAUAUGGUUCGUUCGCGUCUCAGUCAAUUCGAGGCAUUACUUCAAUCGACAGAGAAAAAGCAAACACCACAUUAUUCACCUAGAUUAAAUCGAAGUUCAGCACUUGCAGAAAAUGUAACGAUGCAAAAUGAGCAAAAGAAGUCAAUUGAAGUCAAUGACAAAUUAAAUGUUACAGAUGCAACCGAUGUAAUUGUACAAUCGAAUGUAGAACUAGAACCACUCACACAAUUCGCAUUAAAUGCUGACGAUGAAAAUAUUGUCGUUAAUUCAAAUGCUGACUCAAGCAAAAUAUUGAAUACAUCUGAAAUGAAUGACAUUGAUAUAAAAAGACCGGUUCCUCGUCAACGUGCUACAUUAAAUGUGCGCCUCGAAGAAGUUGCAAACAAUCCUCAUGCCGAUAGUCCACCUACUCCAUACAAACGAAAACAAAAGCCAACUACAUCUGAAUCGGAACCAUUGGCCGAUAAACAUCAGAUGGUCGAAGAUAAUUCGAAUAAUUUAGACAAUGAACAUAAAAGAUUGCCAGACUGUUCGAUGAAUAGUGAAAACAAUGUACACAAAAAAGAUGAAACGAAUUAUCCAAAUGGAUUGAAUCCGUUUGGUAGCGAUGAUGAUGAUGAUGAUGAAAAAGAUGAACAAAAUGAUAGUAACGGUCAAGUGGUUCGAAAACGAAAAGAAAGCCUAAAUCCAUUUGAUAGUGAUGAUGAUGAAAUCGAGUUGUUAAAAGAAACAACACCCAAAAAAAUUCCAUCUAAUCACAGAAUUUCAACGAAUCCAUUUGGAAGUGACAGUGAAAAUGAAACCGACACCGAUUCUUUAUCAGCUAAACGAACACCGGUACCAACGCCGCGUAAACCAAUGAAUGGAUCGAUGUUACAACAAACAACAUCAGAUGCAUCGCCUCGUAUGUACAAUACUCUGCAUCCAAAAAUACGGUUACACACCGGUGAUAAUUUUCACGGAAGUGAUGCAUCAUUGGCUUCAUCAACGAAUAACAUCCGCACAUCGAGCACAUUGAAUAGAUCGAGCAAGAUUCAUGGUUCGAUGAGCUCAUUAGCAUCAUCGGCCACACUGCGACACAAAAAAGGCCGAGCACCCGAUAUUCCAAAAGUGAGCGUAAGUGCGAGCAGUAGUCCAUCGCACAGUAUACGAGCUACACCAAUAACAAGGAAAAAACGUGCAGCACCACUACCUCCUUCAGCUAAUAAACACCAAAGUAUGAUGUCGCCAAACUAUCUAACAGCUGGUGCAACAUUAGAAGAAGAUAGUUUAAGUUCACGACACACUAUUUCUAGCGAGUCUGUCGUGGAUUUUCAUCAAAGUGAUUUCGCGCCAUCAAUUGAAAGUAGCUACGUUUCAUCAUCGAAUGAAAUGUCCAUAUCCAGUACGGAACCAAACAAUUUAAGUACAGAAUUCCAAUCAAAUGAAGUAUCUAGUGAUCAAAUGACUGAAUCGACUCCAAUAAAAUCGAUAGAAUCCACAAAUGUUCAACGCAAAUUGAUACCAGUCGAUGAGAGUUUAUUGGACGACCUGGCGACAAAUCAGCAGCAUUCCGACGAAAUGUCGGCUGAAGAAAGAGUAACUUAUCGACGCAAAAUUAUUCCCGACCAAAUAAUAACACCGAUUAAAAGUGUUGUUGUUAUGCCGACCGAUCGACAAUGUGAAAAAAUGAAAGAAAACAAAGAAUCACAAAAUAAAAAUCGUCAAAGUCAAAUCGUGAUGCCAUCAAAUGUAAUGGAAGAAGCGAGUCAAGUAUAUAGUCCAAAUAAAUCAUCGUAUGGCAAAUGGAAGCGUCGCAAGGGCCCGGCUCCAUCGUUGCCAAUUCCACCGCGUAAGGUAAUACAAAUGUUGCCAUUGCAAGAAAUUCGGCAUGAACUCGAGGUCAUCGAAGUACAGCAACAGGGUUUGGAAAAGCAAGGAAUAAUGCUUGAAAAAAUGAUUCGCGAACGGUGUGAAGGCGCCGAAAACGAAAAUCAACCGUUAAAUGAAUGUAAACCAAAUUCAAAAGAAGUCGAAGACCUCAUUCUACAAUUAUUCGAAUUAGUCAACGAAAAAAAUGAGCUAUUUCGCCGACAAGCCGAACUUAUGUACUUACGAAGACAGCAUCGACUGGAACAAGAACAAGCCGAUAUUGAGUAUGAAAUUCGAGUGCUUAUGGCGCAACCGGAAUGUAACAAAACCGAUUCGGAUAAGGCACGAGAGGAAGCGCUUAUAUCGCGCUUAGUUGAUGUUGUGCAAUUGCGGAAUGAAGUAAUUGAAAGUUUGGAAAUGGAUCGAAUACGUGAAGCCGAAGAAGAUCAGAGCAUAAAACAGCGCCUCGAAAUGCAUACGGCAAAGCGUGAUGAAGAAUUGUGUCAACAAACGCCCGUCAAACUAUCGAAAAAAGAGAAGAAAAAACAAAAAGAGUCAAAGAAAUUGGCCAAACAAAAGAAAAUGGAUGCAGAUAAGGAUGCUGAUGAAAGUGAAAUAAGUCAAUCGGAGAAAUCAAAGGAGAAAAAGAAAAAGAAAAAGUUUUUGUUCUAAACCGACCACAAUUAAUGUACUGAGGCCUUCCAUCCAUCAACAUAUGCUAAUAGGGAAAAAAGAGCUAUUGUUUUCGUGAUAUAAAAGAUAAUUUCAAUUUAAUUUCGGAUAAGAGUAAAUGCGGUUCAAAACAUACACAUCCGAUUCCAAUAUCGUCAAGUAGCAAGUUUCGUAGGAACGUUAAGAAGAAAGCAUUUAAUAAUUAAAACAUACUUACAUAUUGAUUGUCCAUCAAAAUUGACAUUAUUAAGAUAUAAGAUAUUGAAUAGUGCGAUUGUUUUAUUGUUAAAACACCAACUCAUCUGCACACACAUACAUACACACACACAUAUGUGCACGCGGGAGUAUCAUUAUUAUAAUUGUUAACGCGCACUGAGUGCUGACUUUGUUUUAAAUGUCGUUUAGAUUUCGAAUAGUAUACAUUGUGAUCCCACACGUAAAUCACUGCACAAGAAAUGUAAAUGCACUGGCCAGUGGUCACACUACGUUUUGCAUAAAUUACGUUACUCAAACCGUCGGUGUAUAGUAGUCGGUGCUUCAAUCAAAUUUAUAUCGUUUAUGAUCACAUGUAGAAACUAUUCUAUAGCUGUUUAUUUUACUUGAAUUUGAAACAGGAACAUUUUUGAUUUAGCUUCUUUAUUUUGUUUUUCUAUGUUUCGCAACAAGAGUUUACAUUUUACAUACAAACACAUAUAUAUAUUUUCUAUAAUCGUUGUAAAAAAUGCCUAAAAUGUUAUUAUUGUAAGUUUAAUUGAAAGUAAUUUUUUUGUCCUUUCCAUUAUGUGAGAGUUCGAUCAAUAAAUGUAUACAUUUCUUUUUUUUUUCAAGCAAUAA